Molecule: messenger RNA, 900 nt
Organism: Osmia bicornis bicornis
Lineage: Eukaryota; Metazoa; Arthropoda; Insecta; Hymenoptera; Megachilidae
Product: trypsin-7-like
Exons: 5
Coding region: 31-786 (251 amino acids)
Biological process (GO): proteolysis
Molecular function (GO): serine-type endopeptidase activity
Source: RefSeq, a predicted model, not a curated record
ACGGCGCACAAUCUUUGAUAUUGCACUAAGAUGUUACGAGUCGUUGUGCUGAGUGUUUUUAUUAUUGGAUGCUUCGGCACCGCCUUGAGGGGAUACCCUCCACUUCCGGAUACCCAUAUCGUCGGAGGAGUUGAGGCUGACAUACGUCAGCAUCCGUAUCAACUAAGCCUGCAAACCAGCGGGCACGUUUGCGGUGCCUCGAUCAUCAGCAGCGAAUGGGCCGUCACUGCUGCUCAUUGCGUCGGAUCAGUUGCCAGCCGUUACAGUCUUCGAGCUGGUAACAGUAAUAAAAAUCUUGGAACUCGUUACCUCAUUGACGCCAUAAUGAUACAUCCCAACUACAGCCGAGUAAUUAUCGACCACGACGUUGCGCUCUUGAAGGUCAGUGGUGGGUUCAGCUUCGGUCCAACUGUACAACCUGUCAAGUUAGCGGACGAGGAGGUUCCGGCUGAUACCAUGGUGAACGUAACCGGCUGGGGUGCACUCAGAGAAGGUGGAAUGACAUCGUCGCAACUCAUGAGGGUAUCUGUCCCCAUAGUAAGCAGAACAAAGUGCGAGGAAGCUUAUCAGGGACUGAAUACCAUAACCAGCCGUAUGAUAUGCGCUGGCUACACCGAAGGUGGAAAGGACUCUUGUCAAGGUGAUUCCGGAGGACCUUUAACAUCCAGCGGAACCCUUUACGGUAUCGUGUCCUGGGGCUAUGGAUGCGCUAAACCAGAAUACCCAGGUGUUUACACAAACGUGGCUAAUUUACGCUCUUGGAUUAAGGAAAUUAGUGGAGUGUAAUGCAGUAAAGUGGAAAAUGUAAUUGCUAUUUUAAUGUAUGCAUGAAAUCAGAGAUGUAAUUAAAACGUUAAUAUAUAAAUGUAGAAAUAAAAUGAUUGAUAUUUUGUAAAUUUA